AUGCGUGGAAUGCGACUCCGCUUGCGCAUCCAGCGUAAUGAGCUUCCUACCAUCUCCACCCUCUGGCCAGUUCCGGACAUUCAACUCAAACACACCAUUUCGCAGCUUCUCGAUGCCGUGAACCGCACUUUUCCGCUAGAGUCAGAUACAUGGGGUCUGGAGCACUAUGUCGUCACGGUAGCAGGUUUUGAAUGCCUGCACUACCACGAGCUGGGCCAGGUGUGCAAGGAUGAAGACGAGAUUGUGAUCAGGCCAUUGAUGUAUGCCGAGACGAGGGCGAGAACGUUGACGGGAAGAGACCAGAUCACGCCAGAUGGCCGGCAUUUGUGCGAUGGACUGCCCUUCGGACGACCACUCCUGAGAGGUGUGAUAAGGCCCGAUGUCAGGAUCCCAGACAGGAAAGGGAAGCGAGAGGAAGUUGAGGAGAUGGUACAGGCCGGCAUUCCGAUCGGAAGUGGAUUACCGAAUGGUAUGGGCAUGGUGCUUACAAGGCUUGAGGACCGGGAGGAUGUUAAUGAGGAUAGCGAGGGAGCUGACGAGGACUUUGAAGUGCAGGACAGUGACGACCAGUCAGAUGCCGCUACCUCCGAUGAGAGCGACAGCGACGAAAGCUCAGAGGAUGAAAGUGACAACGAGCACGAUUCGAGCAGUGGCACUAGCGACACAUCUGAUAGCGAUUCCGAGGAGGAGAAUAGCACGAGUGACGCAUCGUGGCAUGGCAUUACCGGUGCUACUGUUACCUUGUCGGCCCGAGCUGCUGCCAGCAAGACUGAGCUUGGUUCGCGCAUGCAGCCUCAUGUGAAUGGAGUCAACAGCAUAAACAAUGUGACAGUGAAGCGCAAAGCUCCGGCUGAUGAUCACGCGGCCAGCACGGUAGCGACCGCGAAGAAGGUAAAGAUUGACAACGCACCACCGUACCAAGGCAAGCCAGUCACAAAGUCGCGCAAUCAGCGAAAGCGAGACGCGAAGCAUCUACAACAUCUGAAAAAUGUCGGCGUAUUGGAUCCUAAUGCUGAUUUGAAAGCUCUCCAUGAUUAUCAACGGAAUGACCAGCGCACAAUUGACCAUCUGGACACGAUGCUAGAGGUUUCCGCGAACGGCCAGGAGAAUACUGAGGAAGAUAUUGCGACCGACGCCGUUGAGCAGUCUGAGGCACAGGACAACCAGGCGGCACAGGUUGCGGGUGCCGCUGUCACCAACAAGCCGAAGCCGAGCAAGAAAGCGGAGAUGGAGGCACUGCGUCGAAAGCUGCUUCAGGACAUAUCUACGGGUGGGAUAGAUAUCAACGACAAGUGUGCCAGACUCAGCGCCAAGGAGAGUGAUGAUACACUUGACAGGGUCGGGAACGAGAACGAGGACGAGGUCGAGGACGAUGAGGCGCCGGAGCAGCAGAGCUCGAAACCGCCGGUCGACGCCUUUGAUGAUACCGUCGGCGAGACAGUAGCAGAUGAAACAAGCUUUGUAGAAGCCGAGAAGGAGAAGGUGAAGCCUCCUGCGAUUACCGACAUGGUGCCCGCAUCAGUGGCUCGUCGAGCGAAACUCGACCUAGCUGGUUCACAACGUAUGCUCUUCGGCUCCCUCGGCGUGCGGGCUCCACAGACUGCAGAGGAGAGGGUGGCAUUGCAGAAGAAGCUGGCCGAAAAAGCCAAGCAGCGUCUCCUCCUUCCUGGCAUGACGCCGCGCAAGAUACCACAGAAGAGACCAGAAGUUCUUUCGGCAGAAGCUGAGGCAAGAGCACAAGCAGAAGACGAGAAUGCGUGGCUUAGCAAGAUCGAUCUCUCAGCUGUCGAGUGCUGCGAGGAGGGAGUGACGCUAAGCACGCCACCAUUUCCUUUUUACCAGCGGUGGGAUCCUCAGCAGAAGAAGAGAAAAGCUAAGGGUCGUGCAGCUCAAAGUUAUGCGGAGCCAAGCAAGCGACGCAAGCGCGGCAGGCAGCAAGAUGUUGCGAAUGGCGAGCUCGUUGAGAUCUACGACAAGUAUAAUGCUGGUGCUAAGGGUGAUGCUUUGGACUAUGAUGAUGUUGAGGACGAAGAAGAUCAUGAGCAGUAUUGGGAGGAAGGCGCGUUGCUAAAAGGCGACGCAGAGGAAGGUAGUGAGGAAGACGACGGCUUCCCUCCUUUGCCGGCUGAUCUUACGACAUUGACACCACUCACCGAAGCAGACGCCAAAACGGACGAUUACAUCAUCUUCACUGAGCUUGUAUGCUCGGCUCUGACCUCAUGGCAACCGAAGAUGCUCACGCGUACUGCUAAGCUGCUCGGGAGGGAUGACGAGAGUGCUUGGAAGCUACAAUCCGCGCAGAGAGACCUGGGUAAGAAGGAAUACGAUGGCGAAGGCAACAGGGUCUAUCGCAAGUUCGAGAUGGAGGGCCUGAGCGACGACGAAGGAGACGAGGAUGACGGAGGUGAGCGGGAAAGAACGAUGAUGUGGGCUGAGAUGGGCGAUGUGAAGUUAUUGCUCAGAUCAAUGCAUGGCGAAGCUGUUGUAAUUGAAGCCCAGACCUGA
This is a messenger RNA of Recurvomyces mirabilis, 2505 nucleotides long. RefSeq lists its product as uncharacterized. NCBI's taxonomy places the organism in Eukaryota, Fungi, Ascomycota, Dothideomycetes, Mycosphaerellales, Teratosphaeriaceae. The transcript has a single exon. The record is from RefSeq and is a predicted model, not a curated record. Bases 1 to 2505 code for a protein of 834 amino acids.